UGAGGCUAUGACACCAUGGCCACUAUCAGGACAAGAGGAGAAAGCGGUAUAAAACUGAAUGGAAAGAUGAAGUAUCAAGCAACUUGUGUUUUAAUUUGUCUUUGCUUGAUUGCAAGUCUCUUUCAACAAGGCGUAACAGCUACUACAACUAAAGCAGCUACCUCUGCAGCAGCUGCCUCAAGUUCUGGUGUCAGCUCAAGUUCAGGAACUGGUACCGGAAGUGGAUCAGGGUCUGGAGGGGGCGGUGGAGGUUCUUCAGUUGUUCGUGUGAGUGGUGUUAUGGUUGUCCUGGCUGGAGUUCUUGCAUUCAUUUAUAACACCAAGACAUCCUUCUAAAGACUAAAGUGCUUUGUUUUAAUAUUUAUUUAUUAUAUGACACAUGCCUAGAAAUGUGAUUACACAAGUCUAUGUGGGUAUAUGAUGACGAAAUUAGAUUUUUCUGAUUACCUAUUUUCACAUGUCAUUUACAUACGUAUUUUUACAUAACAUUAUAUGAAACAUAGCUCGUUCUUUAUUCUAUACUGGUAAAAUAUGACGAAAGCAACAUCCUAUCGGUUGACUUUUCGAUUACCUCAUUCAGAUGAUUAACGAUUAAAGAUGAAUAAAAUUGU
Messenger RNA from Ruditapes philippinarum (Manila clam), 611 nucleotides. RefSeq lists its product as uncharacterized. The transcript is spliced from 4 exons. The coding region runs from base 16 to 336 and encodes 106 amino acids. The record is from RefSeq and is a predicted model, not a curated record. Lineage: Eukaryota; Metazoa; Mollusca; Bivalvia; Venerida; Veneridae.